Molecule: messenger RNA, 2993 nt
Organism: Melanotaenia boesemani (Boeseman's rainbowfish)
Lineage: Eukaryota; Metazoa; Chordata; Actinopteri; Atheriniformes; Melanotaeniidae
Gene: snorc
Product: secondary ossification center associated regulator of chondrocyte maturation
Exons: 4
Coding region: 1807-2154 (115 amino acids)
Biological process (GO): cartilage development
Source: RefSeq, a predicted model, not a curated record
UACCCAGUCACACUGAUAUUAAUCACAUUUAGAGUUCUUGUGAUUGGCUGGAGAUGUAUCUGUAAAAACCAAUGACUGCCUGACGUUGAGGUGCCUUAUACAACAAGGUAAUAAUCAGCUGUGCAGCACAUCGAGAGCAGUGGUAAACAUCUGACUUGUAUUUUUGGUGGACAAUCCCUAUCUCCCAUUAUUGGUCCCAAUUCACUUUUUUCCAACUUCAUGAUGUUGAAAGUGAUAGUGAUAGCAGUGAUGGGUUUUUCAAUGCAGUAAAGUGGACAGAAAAAAAUCAACGAUGACAGAUGUUGGCAGCACAAGAAGGCCUAGCAGGCAAGAUACAGAUUUACCCAAAACAUUUAGUUUGAUGUCCAAGUUAACACAUUGUAGAUGGACAUCUUAUAACACCUUAAUGACAUGACUAUAGACAGACACUGGGAUUUAGAGUAAUCAGUGCCUUGUAAUUGGUUUUAGGAGCAUUUUUAACUGUUCUUUUUAAUUAUGAAAUUCAAAAUAAUUCACUCAGUAAUCUUACAACCCGCUGUCUGCUGUGGUGCAUCUUUGAGGUCGAUUUAGUCACUGUUUUUAAAGAAUGCUGCAGGAAAUGAAACUGACAGGCUCCUUCCACAGAAGAGUGCGAACAUGUUUCCAGGCACACUUGUAUUUUCAUUUGCUGUUACUAAAACCACAAAAAAAUCUGUGUACAAUGCCUGCUGACUCCAGAGCAGCAGAAAAUGGAAUAUAAACUUAAUUUCUUUAUGAAUAUAGUGUUGUGUCCUAAAACAAGGGCUUUGUCCAGGUGUUAUCUUCAGUUGAUCUUGCUUGUGAUUCUGAGACAAAAAAAGGCCAAAAUGCACAUUUUCUCUCCCUCCAAUUAACUCUGAAUCUGGCUUAAUAUUCUCAUUAUACAAAGUUUGGAUUUUAUGCUGCAGUUACCAUGACACUUUUUUUUCUACUAAUUAUUUGAAAGUUAUAGUUGCUGAAAAAAAAAAAACUAGCUUGACCGACUGCCUCCUUACAGUGCACACCAAAUAAUGAACACUGCACUUUGUGGAUCUUUGUCAUAGGUACAUCAAUGAAGAUGCGAGUCACUUAAAACUGGUGACCAGUAGUCAAGCUGUACUCUAGAUAUACUCUGGAUACUGCUGUGUCAAGAGUCAUGCAACAUUAAUUGAAUAAAUUGGUUUUAUUCAGAUUUUUCUAUUAAUAUUCUAUUCUGAGUUAUAUGUGCCCUUAAAAGAUAAUGUCACAGUUCAUGCCUCAGUUCUUAAGGUCUUGAAGAGCCCAUAAGGAACCAGGUUUACAGGCUCCGGUCCAGAACUGAGUUGUGUUGGUAUAAAAGCUUAGUCACCACUUGCAUCUCCCAACUUUCACAGCGAGGUGUAGUAAAAAAAAAAAAGAAAAAAAAAAAGCCCUCUUGCCAGCUGUAGCUUUGCCCAUUAAGAGAGUAAAGACUUUGCCCACUAUGAAAUAAUUAUGCAUGAGGUUGACACAUUGGUAGACAUUUCACUGAAAAUGGACCAAAUGAAAAUAAUUCUCUAUACAAACAUUUUAAAGUGCAGCUAUUAACUACUAAACUACCGCAGGGAGGGGGGUCAGCGUAAUAUUUCUACAUCAAAGUUUUCAGUACUCCACAUUUUUCUGCUUGCACUCAGGUAUUUCCACUGACCGUAAAGUCCUGCAGAUGUCUGUGUGAAGUGACCUGUUCACCAUCAGUGGACAGUUAAUGUUUACCCCUCACACCCAGAGUCAGCUACUCGUUUGAAGUCCCUGCUUGAGGAUUUCUGAAGACGCUCAUCUUCCACAGCCACCAUGGUUCGCAGCAUUAUCUGUAGAGUUGUACUGCUGGCACUCUUCACCCUCUUGGUCAAUUUUGUGCACGCAGAAACAGUGGCAGAUUCUGCUUUAAACAGAGACCACCAAGACACCAUAUCUGGGGAUCCACCCAUUGAGGUUUCUACCAAAGACCCUUUCCAGUUCAUGACAAAACUGCCCGAUGACUUUGACUUUGAGGAAUCUACAGACUCUGAGAAUUUGGACAAGGAUCAAGCCAUUCUGGGGCCAGGAGCCAUCACAGCCAUUGUCAUAGCUGUCUUCCUGGGUGCUUCGGUCCUCCUCGCUCUCAUUGUCAUCACACUUAGGAAGUUCAUGGCCUCCUAGAGUCAGGACACAACUAAAUUUCUGUGUGAGUUUGUUUGUGUAUGUUUGUACAAGAUGAGUGUAUGCGUGGUCAUUUACCUUUCUGUCAAUCUGAACUCUGAAUUCACCCUAUCAUCUUUCCUUCAGAGAAGAGCAUGCUGUAGUUGAUGAAAAUAGUGGCAGGUCCCUUAUCCAACAAUAAAACUAAACAUUCAAAUUGUUGCUUGAAUCCUAGAAACUGGCUGGCUCUUCCAGUGCAAUUCUAUCAUGACAUAAUGACUUUGUUGAGCUUUUUGCUUUCUUCUUUCAGCUCCUCCUUCUUUAAAAUGUUAAUGGUUUCCUGAUAGUUUUCUUUUUGUUGUUUACAUUUUUUUUUUUUUACUGCCGCAGCUUAGUUGUUUUUUCAAGCAAUCUUUUCAAAAUUUGGUUUCUCUUUUGUUCAGUAACAAAGAAAUGUGUAACUUGUGUGUGCCUUAAAUGAAGCUUUUAGAAGUCUUUGACAAUGACUUUAGCUUGUGCCAUAAUAAUUAGGAAAAAACAUCUCCCUUGGUUUCACUCUUGAACAAGUAAAGAAGUUGGUGUAACAGCAUUUUCAAACAUUUGUAGAGUCAAAAUAAGCUGGGAACAUUCACAAAAAGGCUUUCAGCUGAAGAAAAUACUAGUUGUUUUGUUUGUAUCUGCAGAGCAAAAAUGAAAGCAAAGCUGGAAAGUUUUUUUUUCUCCACAACCUAACCUCGUGAUAUAGGAAAAUAUUUAAGUUUUUUUUUGUGUUUUUCUGUUUGCUUCAGAGUACUCUGCUAUACCGCUGGACUUUUCCUUUCAAUGUCACUGGCCAAAGUUAUGUUGAAUAAAUAAAUAAA